AUGGACAUCCCAUUCCUUCACUGGACUGAAGUCCCACAUCGGCCUGAAUCUGAUGAAGGCAUCGACCAGACUGCAUCGCAAAAACAGCUGUUAACGGACCUCAUUUUCAAGAAGCUUGUGGACGAAGGAUCCAACAUCAGGGUUAUAGCAUGGUAUCCUCCGUCAGGAAAACACGUGGCUACGUGGGACAAGCGCGCAGACUUGAAUGGGCAUAUCUGGCCGGAGUGCGCAUACUACAAGGGCAGGGUGACUGGCUGGUGUCGUGUGAAUGAGGUCGUGGCUGUGCCUAUACCGAAUUUUCGGGAGGAGAUGGCAGAGUCGAGUAUUCUCGACUGUUAA
Parastagonospora nodorum SN15 is the source of this 339-nucleotide messenger RNA. RefSeq lists its product as hypothetical. The transcript has a single exon. The coding region runs from base 1 to 339 and encodes 112 amino acids. Lineage: Eukaryota; Fungi; Ascomycota; Dothideomycetes; Pleosporales; Phaeosphaeriaceae. The record is from RefSeq and is a predicted model, not a curated record.